Molecule: messenger RNA, 4073 nt
Organism: Megalobrama amblycephala (Wuchang bream)
Lineage: Eukaryota; Metazoa; Chordata; Actinopteri; Cypriniformes; Xenocyprididae
Gene: hgfb
Product: hepatocyte growth factor
Exons: 19
Coding region: 279-2426 (715 amino acids)
Biological process (GO): proteolysis
Molecular function (GO): serine-type endopeptidase activity; signaling receptor binding
Source: RefSeq, a predicted model, not a curated record
GAUAAUAUGUGAUAAUUUUAUAUGGAGGAGUGGACAGUGGCGGGGCGACUUUAAAUGAGCUGAGGGAAAGGGGAGGGAGCGCGUGAGGUAGAGUCUCUCAGCUCGCGCUCAUCUUCAGUCAGUACAUCGCGCGCUUGUUCACUGUCCACAAGAGCACCGCCACAGCCACUGCUGGUGAGACUAGAAUCUUACUAAUAGUAUUAUUAAAAGGAGGAAAACGCCAAGACUUCUGACAUCUCUUUUGAAUUUUGGAGUCACAUAAAACUAUCCAAAGAGACAUGUGGAUUUACAAAAUUUUGCUCUGUGUGGCUGUUUUGGUUUACUCAGAAACUAAGAGGCAUGCCCUGCAAGACUACCAGAAGACUGAUGCCGUGCGCUUGGUCACGCCACCUGAUGUGUCCUACAUGUCCAAAGGCCGCAAUAUGAGUGUGGGAAAGUGCGCACGUCGCUGUAGCCGCAACAGGAAGCUUCAGUUCACCUGCAGAGCAUUCAGCUUUGAUCAGAAAAGUGCAAAGUGUCAUUUACUCUCAUACGACAGCCUCACCAUUGGUGUCCGCAUGGAGAAUGACUUCAACUGCGACCUAUAUGAAAAGAAAGAUUUCAUGAGAGAAUGCAUCAUCGGCAAUGGACUCAACUACAAAGGAAAGAGAUCAGUGACCAAGAGUGGAGUACAGUGCCAACUCUGGAAUUCCAAAAUUCCACAUGAACACAAUUUCUUACCCCAGAGGCAUAAGCACCGCGAUCUACGGGAUAAUUUAUGUCGUAACCCAGACAACACCACAACAGGUCCUUGGUGCUUUACCACGGACCCUAGAAUACGCCACCAGGACUGCAGUAUCCCACAAUGCUCGGAAGUGGAAUGUAUGACGUGUAAUGGGGAAAGUUACCGCGGACCCAUGGACCACACGGAAAGCGGCCGGGAAUGCCAACGCUGGGACCUUGAGGAACCACAUAGACACCUUUUUCACCCUAAAAGGUAUCCCGAUAAAGGUCUAAAGGACAACUACUGCAGGAACCCAGACGGGCGCCAGAGACCCUGGUGUUUCACCACCGAUCCAAACACUCCAUGGGAGUACUGUAACAUCAAACAGUGCGAUUCAGACAACGGCGGUGACGUUGACAACACAACAAGUUGUUUCCGUGGACGUGGAGAGGGUUAUCGUGGAACGGUUGGCAUCACCCCCGAGGGAGUGACCUGUCAGAGAUGGGAUGCCCAGUUUCCCCAUCGACACUCUUAUACACCACAGAAUUAUCAUUGCAAGGAUCUCCGGGAGAACUACUGUAGGAAUCCUGAUGGUCGUCAUCUCCCAUGGUGCUUCACGACUGACCCCAAUGUACCUGUGGCAUUCUGCACGAACAUUCCUCGCUGUGGAGUCCACACCCCUGAACCUGAAGAGUGCUAUACGGGUAUUGGUGACACGUACAAUGGAAAACGGGCAAAAACUCGCUCAGGCAUCCCCUGUGCUCCAUGGAAAGACCACAGUGAAAGUAACGAAAGAGAAGUGGACUUGCUGAUGGCUGAACAGGCGGGGAACUUCUGCAGAAACCCAGACAAGGACAAACACGGCCCGUGGUGUUAUACCAACAGCUCAUCCAUCCCGUGGGACUACUGCUCUCUCAAACCCUGUGAACCCUCACAUAACAGUCUACCACAAAAAGAUGAGGUUACAAAGGCAUCAUGCUUUGUUCACAAGCAGGUGAGAAUUGUCGGUGGCGGGCCUGUACCGAUUAAAGAAGGCAUUUGGAUGGUCAGCAUACAAAGAGGGAGCACUCACUGGUGCGGAGGUUCUCUGGUCAGGGAGGAGUGGGUGCUGACAGACAGACAGUGCUUCUCGUCAUGCGUGCCUGAUCUAUCGGAGUACAGAGUUUGGCUUGGUAUAUCCCAUUUGAACGAAUCGGGUGAGAAUUACUUCCACAGACAGGAGAGGAGAAUCUCGCACGUCAUCUGUGGCCCGGAAGGCUCUAGUCUCGCUCUUCUCCGACUGACUCAACCAGCACUUAUAAAAGAGCGUGUCAGAUUUAUUCAGCUGCCCGUGGCUGACUGCCACAUUCAGGAGGACACCAUAUGCUCUAUGUAUGGCUGGGGUGAGACCAAAGGCACUGGACAUGAGGGAACAUUGAAAAGGGUUCAUCUGCCCAUAGUGGGCAAUGAACGAUGCCAGCAGCUUCACAAAGGGACUCUUCAAAUAACUAGUUCUAAACUGUGUGCUGGUGGCAGAAGGGAUGAAGGAGUAUGUGAGAAAGACUAUGGCGGCCCUCUAAUAUGCCAAGAGAGUAACAGUAAAGUCAUUGUUGGCGUGAGCAUAAAUGGCAGAGGAUGUGCCCGACACAACCGACCAGCCAUUUUCGUGAAUGUGGCCUUCUAUACUGGAUGGAUUCAUAAGUUGUGUUGGAACAAUACGAAACCUGUGUUUAAGGAAACCUAGAAGCUGCUGGAUGAUGAAGCGGCUUGUUCUGAAUGGGGGCAAAUUCAAUUGCAGUAUUUGCGUCGUAUUCCCCAAGCGCCUGCAAUCCAGUUUAACCAGGUGAUAAAAUCAUUGUCAUUAUUUUCAGUGCAAACAUUACUCCUUUAAAUAUAUGCAAAUUAGGCUCAUUUUGGAGUGCGCAUUAUUCACGAAUCCCACCAAUAUUUGCCUAUCGCAAUUAAGGUCCAAGUAUUACAGCAAAAGGAAUUUAAUUUUCAUUUCAAGAGAUGUUUGUGUACAUUCUAUAUUGAGCAUGGCAGUACAGAUUUUGUUUGCACUGUUACUUCAUUUACAUAAUUAUUUUAGUGAAUCGGGAGCUAAAACAUGGAAAUCCGCCACAUAAAAAAAAAAAAAAAAAUCAUGCUUUUGGUCAAUUCUUUUGAUGAAUAGUCAAAACUAUAAAAAAAAGUCAUAAUUAUGAGAUCAAAAGUCAUAAUUAUGACAUAGAAAGUCAUUUAUUUGAUGAAAAGUCAAAAUUAUGAGUUGGCCUACAUUUGAGAUGAAGUCGAAACUGACAUAAAAAGUCGUAAUUAUGACAUUCAGAUAUAGCAGAGUCAAAAUUAUCACAAGAAAUAAUUUUCUCUAGUUUGUGACAUAAUUAUGACUUAAGUUCAUUUCAAUAUUUAUGUCAAUUUUGACUUUUUAUAUCAUAAUUUUGGCUUUUUAUCCCAUAGUUUUGACUUUUUAUCACAUACAUUUGACUUUUUAAGACACAAAUAUGACUUAGUAUCUAUGUCAUAAUUAUGGGGCCUCAUUUAUAAAAUGUUGCGUAGAAGCAGUCCUACAUUUGAUCUUACGAUCAUUUCUCAAAUGUGCAUUUGUGUGAUUCAGACAACGAACACGCGCACAAAAAACAUGCAUACGCGUCUCUUCCAGAUGUUAAAUCUAUACAUUGCAAAUGAUCUUGAAAUUGUGUGCAGCUGAAUGGUUUCAGAUUUCUGCCUUGUAAACGCUGCCUAAUUAAUGUCAUUAACAUAUAAAGUAGCACCAGUCAACGUCCAAAUAGCUUAGAUUUCCAAGUGCAUGCAGUUCUCCGACUCUCUGCCACAAGGAAAUGUGCAUACGUCUGCUUAGACCCUUUACCACGUAAAAGAUUUUUUUAUAAAUAUGAAUGUUGGUGUGGAUUUUAGCGUACACACACUCUAGGUUCACAUGAGGCCCAUAAUUUACCAAAGCAUGAUUUUUCCCCCUUAUGUGUCAAAAAUGGGCUUUCAAAAAAAAAGAAGAAAAAAAAAAAAGAGAGAGAGGGGCACAGGCAGUGUGUGCAAAUAAAAAGCUGCUAUCAGCAGGUGCACUUAAACUCUGAAUUCCUCCCUUUGUGUUUGAAAGGCCUGUGGUCCAUCAGAGUUAAUGUGUAUUCGAUCGGUUGCUCCUCUCUCUGAUGUUUGUAUGUGAGAAAGACGGCAAGUGUCUCGGUUCUGAAUGUAUAGUAAGCUGCUACGGACAAUGUAAAGAUGUAAAAUGUUGUCUUUGUACAGUGUGUUUAAUGUCUCACAUAUUCAUGUACAGUAAUAUUCAUACGCAAUGUAUUAUUCUCCUCUUACUCCGACAAUAGUAUUUAUCAACUUUGCGUGUGUUUGUGUUUAUUAAAAUAUAUAUGUGCCUUUA